Gigantopelta aegis is the source of this 1413-nucleotide messenger RNA. RefSeq lists its product as uncharacterized. The transcript has 4 exons. Bases 171 to 1196 code for a protein of 341 amino acids. The record is from RefSeq and is a predicted model, not a curated record. NCBI's taxonomy places the organism in Eukaryota, Metazoa, Mollusca, Gastropoda, Neomphalida, Peltospiridae.
AACCUGGAACUGUCCUAUCUACUGAAUGUUUUUUGCAGCGAAAAUACUAUUAAAAUUGCCCAAUGUUACAACUGGGAUCAUAGGCAAAACCAAGACUAUUUAAUUAACCCAAGGAUUUCCCUGCCCAUCCAAUGUAAACUUCUGUUCUGUUUCUUUCUUUUAUUAAAUGAAUGAUGCACUCGGUAAAAAAGUACAGGAAAAGUAACUUCAGUGAAAGACAGAUUAGAACAUUAGUUUGCACGUUUGCAGACAACAAGAUAUUACUUCUAUCGAAACACAGCACAACUUUUAUAAAUGAAAAAAAGGCGGCUGUUUGGAAAGAAAUCACUGAUGCAGUAAAUGAAAAUGGCCGGGUGCACAGAACAGUUAACAACUGCAAAAAGAAGUGGUUGGAGUUAAAGAGACGUGCCAUUCUGUACGACGGUUCGAGGAAACAGCCCGAGAGUGAUGGCAGCCCCCCGCCCGAGAAGCCGUGGUAUGUGGACUACAUACUGGAUAUUUUGGGAGAGGAUUACAGUGAAAUUAAUGGUGGAGGGGAAUCUGAAGAAACCGAACAAGUUGUUGUAAAGUACGAUACAGACCAAGUUAUCUCUGCAUUGCUUGAAGAUGAAAAAAACCGAGAUGUUAAGAACUGGGAUACAGAAGUGUCGUCUGGAUUGUCUCCGCAAUGUCAGACAGAGGCAGCAGAAGGAAACACAAAUGAGGUUUCACCAUUUGCAGUGACUGUAAGUGCACGACCGGCACAGAACACAGAAUUUGAUGACAGCAUCCAUGGGGUCGACAGUGUAGCAGCUACUGCAUCUUGUUCAUGCCAGACAAUCGGGGAACCUGCAGCAUUGGGUCACAUGAAAAGAAAAAGGUCUUCCAGUAUUAAUGUUAACUCCAGUUUGGAAGGAAAAGCCUCACCAGAAGAUUUGAUAGACUUGGAAAUAAAGAAACUUCGAUUGGAAUGUGAACUCCUGAACCAAAAACAAAAAACACAUGCGGAAGAAGUUAAAGCGAAAGGGGAGAGAGAAGAUGUUGAAUUGGAAAUAUCAAAGUUGCAGUUACAAAGCGAAAAGGUUCAGUUACAGCAGCACCAAGCAACAUUGUAUAAGACGAACUUGGAAAUUCGUCUGCUUGAAAAACAGUUAAACAUGCCAACUACAGACGUAAUGCCUCUAAAAGAAACUGUGCACACAGAGGAUGUGGAGUAGGAGUAAAGUCGACAGUCAUCGGGCCCUGUGUUUAUAAUACACCAUACAAAUUGCAUUAGGGCUCGUACUGUCAGUAGCCAAAUUAGCCCUUGGCUAGUAACACUUGGAAAUGGCUAAAAUUUCUAUCUUCUGAUGUGAAUGAAUGGUUACAUAAUCUAACAUAUAUUACCUAUUGUCCGAACCAAAUUGUUAACAACUACAAAAAAUUACUCUCCUA